AUGUCAGAUCACAAACAAGAUAUUGAGCUUGGCCUUUCUGACCAUUCCGGGAAGGUAUGUUCUGAAUUUUCUCAACUAAUCCACUUUAAGUAUUAUCUUCCGGUAUCGUGCUGCUCUUCUCUACAACUUUGGUGGUACUAUAAGUUUGCUGCAUUGGAGAAGCUCCUUCACACUCACCAUUGGAAGGUCUUCAGCCUGUUAUUACCCCUCAUGCUCCUAUGUCUGGGACUCAAGUUCGCUAAACCGGAAACGGACUUUUACCGUCUUUGGGUCGCAGAAAGUAGUCGGCUAUCGGCAGAGUUGAAUUACCUAGCCAAGGCACUUCGCGCAGCUGAUAUGCAGCACCAAAUACCGCCUUACACUGGGACUGUUUACCACCAGCCACCCUCCUGGGGUGAUCCAUACCUCCGAUCACCCGAUUUGAUCCCCGUCGCACCGCACACCUCUUCGCUCGGGGGUCUGCCGGGUAGCGAGUUCAUGGGGUCCAUAGAAUCCAUUCUACAGACCUCAUCUUCUGCCGGAAACCUCCUUACGCUGGAGGCACUGCGUGAUCACAUGGAACUUCUUGUGAAGAUCCACAAGCUUGAGGUCAAGGUGGGCACGUCAAAGUGGCGGUUGGAGGAUCUUUGUCAGCGUGCUGAGCUCCCCAGUUCCGUGGGAUUGCACAGCGUUGAGUCUCUUCUCGCUCAACUCAUCCCUUGUGUCGUCAUCACUCCUGCCGAUUGCUUCUGGGAGGGCUCUAAAGUCAUCGCGCCGGACACUGUGGUUCAGAUACCAUGGCCCAACAAACAAUACACACUGCAGUGGUCGAGUCUCGACCCGCAGCACAUUCUUUCAAAUCUUCGAAGCGAAUACGGCAAUCACUCCUCGGAGUUGAGCUACCUCGACGAGGUGAUGGACAUGCUGAAUCGUGCGGGUUUGAGUCGCGGCUAUCUCACUCGACCCUGUCUGGAUCCCCACGAUCCUGGCUGUCCCAUUCUCGCUCCCAACUACAAAGCUCAGCCGCCGGACGUUGCUCGUGUCGUUGCCGAUGGCUGUCCUAGUUUUGCCGCGAACAUUCUUCACUGGCCUAGAGACCUCCUUCUCGGUGGACAACAAUGUUCCAUGGGGAAUCACUCCACGGCGGCUUGUGGAAGUUCCAACCAUAACUUGGUGCAUGCCUCGGCUUUGCAGUCUCUGCUUCUGUUGCGUUCACCACAAGACCUUUAUCGCACUGUUCGCUUCAACGAUCCCUAUAAGCACGAAUCGUGGACACUGCUAGACGCACAAAAUACGCUGGAUCAGUGGCGUAAUGGGCUGAAGCAUCUCCUCCUUGUCCAUAAUAAAGCCAUCUCGCGCAGUCGAAACUGGCAGUACUACGGCUUCACCGACAAUUCUCUUCGUGGUCUCCUCACUCAGAGCACUGUUAGUGUGUGGUUCGCACAACUCGCUGGCGCCGUUGUACUUGUGCUCCUCUACGGCAUGGUAUGCUUAUUGUGCUGGCGCGAGCCUUCGAGGUCCCAAUGUUGGCUGGCUUUGGCUGGUUUGGGUCUCAUUGUCCUCGCUCUUGUGGCUGGGCUUGGCAUCUGCUCUCUCAUUGGUCUCCCCUUCAACGUUCUAUCCAUCCAGGUUCUACCCUUCCUUAUCCUCGGUUUCGGUAUGGAGGGGCUGUUCGUAUUUACCACCUGCAACACAUGUGUGCUGUCGCGCUCGGCAGAGGUCACCCAGAAAAUACUCUGCCUCGCUUUCUUCUUCUUGUUUCUCAACCAGGCUGUACUGUGGACCACCCACGUGCUUGCCGAGCACGGAACUGCCUUCGUCUUUUCCGUCUUUACGAUGGCUGCUGCAUUCUUUGCUGCCAUCUACCUUCCCGUGCCUGUGAUGCGUCAGUUCUGCCUCCAGGCGGGCAUCCUGGUGUUGGUGCAGGCUAUUACAAUCAUGGCCUUGUUCCCAGUCCUCCUGAAGUUGGACUCGCGAAGACGCGUGCGCCAUCGCAUGGAUGUGCUGUGCUGUCUCCAGCAGCCUGUCUCAAUGGCACAUCACGACACUGCAGCCACUUCUAGCGCCUCUGCAUCACCAUCGUACCUUGUCACACCCUGUAAUUCCGGUGAGGGCAUCGUGCGCGUCGUAGAGACAACUUCCACGAAGGUCCGUCUCAGUGGCAAUGCUGUAGCCACCGUAAAGGUCUCCGUCUCCACGCAAAAACCAUCAGUUUUGGUCAAAGACAUCCAUUCUUGUGGUGAUGAGAAUCUCGGAGUCGUCCUCCUAGAGUGUCUCUGCAGUUCUUGUCAGUACAAGCAGCCUUGCACCGGCGGUCCGCUUUUCAUCCGCCUUGCGAACCGACUGGCAGCCGCGCUCUCACGAUUCCUCUCCCUCCGCAUCGCCGUCUGCCUCUUAGGUCUCGGCCUUGUUGCCUCUGCCGCCGUGGUGGCUCCCUUACGCCUCCGAUUUGGUCUCAACCUCCUCAGUCUCAUCCCCACCGACGCUAUUGAACACGGAUUCGUGGAAGAGUCGUGUGAAACCUUUGGUCUCAUUCACUUCCAACUUAUCACUCGAGGGAAUGACGCCAUUUUGGUAGACGACCCAUCACCUUCCGAGAAUUUUAUUCACGGGAAAUUAGAAUUGUCGCAGGACAGCGCUCUUUCUGGUCCCGGAGUAGAUUUCGCCCGGAGUCAGGCACGCCUGAGGACGCUUUUUACCGAUGUGGCUAGUCUACCGGGAGUUUCCUUCACUGGCAAGCGUAUUUGGCUGGAUUCCAUGCACGACUGGCUGUUGGGUCUUCAAACGGCUUUCGAUGCUGAUAAGCAAAAUGGCUAUAUCUCUCCUGAAGGUAACUGGACUGGAAGAGCUAGCGAAGAAGGUGUUCUUGGUCUCUUGCUAGUCGUGCAAACUGAUAACGGUAUCGACUUGGGCAGGAUUCAAACAGGUCGUUUGGUGGACAAUCAUUUGAUUGAACCGUCUGCAUUCCAUGUAUACCUGCAUGCAUGGCGUGUGUUGGAUGUAUUCAACUAUACCUCUCCUCCCUGCACCAUCAUUCCUGACCCAGCCCUGCAGUCGGGUCGAAUUACAAUACCGCAGCGAGUAGGGGGGCCUUCAGAUCUUUACAGCAUCGCCCCUGCCAAUCCAAUCCAACUUAUCCAAACUGCAUUUUUCGCCAAGGGCUAUGGGAAUGUUGCCGACCAAAUCGAUUUUGUAAAAAAAGUUCGUGCUCUCACGGAACAGUCGAGCUCUCAGGGCGUACCAGUCUUUCCUACUGGUCUGCCAUUCACCUUAGUGGAGCAAUAUCUCACCCUUUGGCAUCACUUCGUUGUGGUCAUUGGUAUUCUUGUGGGUACAGCGUUAGUGGCGGGCCUGCUAUUCCUUCCGCAUCCCGUAGCUGCACUGCUCGCUGUGUGUGUGGGUGGUGGUGGCGCUGUCUCUGCUUGCUUUCUUAGUUUCCUUGUCCUUGGCCUCGACUUAAACGCCAUUUCAGGUGGAUUGGUGCUAAUUGCUUUCGGAUUGGGCACGAAACUUUCUUCAGGUGUACUCUGCGGCUGGUACGGCCCCCAGCACAAUAUUCACCGUCGAAGUCGCAUAAAUGCUUCCUCUGGCCUUCACAAAGAUGAGGUCAAAGAGGCUGUAGAAGAAGAGUCGGGCGUUGUAGGGAUUCCUGCCCCUCCUACUCCUCUAAGAGUGAAGAAGCUCUUUGCUGUUCUUCAGAACCAAACCGGUCAAAUCGUCCACGCCAACGUAAGCUUUGUGCUCGCUGUGGCAUUAUUAGCCGCUGUUAGAGUGGAGUUCAUUGCUGAUCAUUUCUUCCGUCUCGUGGGCAUAAUAUCUCUCGCUUGCCUAUUCAAUUGCUUAAUUCUCCUUCCAACAGUGUGUUUUAUUCUUGAACCGAUACUUCCCUCCCCAUUGUAUACUAUGUCAUCUCCUCCCCCUGUUCACAUUCGCCACGAUGUGGAAACUACCAUCAGCAAUCUUUCGCCACAUUCCCCCACAUCUUCAUCUUUGCCAACGUCUCCGUCACCCACCCUACCAUCACGGGUCGAAUCGACAGAUUUCAGUCCCCUCGUUAAUGUGCAAGCUAACGGGGAUGGUGAAGAAGAGGACGAAGAAGAUAUGGCGAUGCGUCAGCUCUGUGACUCCCUUAAGCGCAGCACUAUAUCAACGUUCGUUCAUCAUGAUUGUUCGGCUCCGUCUCCACCCCAUUCUGCAGUUAUUGACUUAUUUGCAAACGCCCUCAGAGAUGCCUCGCGGCACCCUAGCCUGAGCACAAUCUCGGAGGAGCCCUCAAAUUCCAGCUCCACUAUUAGUCUUCACCCUCCGCCACCUCUUAUCACUCCACCGUACUCCCCGCCUCCGCCCCCCUCCUCCUCUCACCUUCACCACAUUCAUCAUCAUCAUUCAGCGACAGUGCGAAUGAAGGAAUUCCUUCCCCUCUUGAACGCAGCUAUGGUAGCAGCUCAGCGGCAUCACCAGCAGCAACAACAGAGUCGUAGAAGUGGUGGUACUGGUGGGUCUGAUCCUCCACCACCGCCCUAUACUGAAAGGUUGCCAUCUGCGUCAAGAUGA
Messenger RNA from Hydatigera taeniaeformis, 4533 nucleotides. NCBI's taxonomy places the organism in Eukaryota, Metazoa, Platyhelminthes, Cestoda, Cyclophyllidea, Taeniidae. The record is from the annotation of a GenBank genome assembly.